AUGACCAUCUUCGAGUCGCCCGCUCCUGCGCAAUUCGUGCCUCCGCUGGACGAUGUGACGCUGCCGCAGUUCAUUUUGGACGAUGUGCAACAUAGACUGAGGCCGACAAGGCCGACUGGAACGCCAUGUCUUAUUGAAGAGGAGAUUGGCCGGGAGCUGUUUUUGGAGGAGGUGCGGACACGGACGGAUGCGUUUGCGAGGACUUUGAACGCAAAGUGGGGGAUAGGCAAAGAUGAUGUCGUCGCACUCUGUUCACCGAAUCAUAUCGACUAUCCCAUCGCGAUUUGGGCGGCGCACAGAUUAGGCGCCAUUGCUGCGUUGAUAAGCCCUGCCUUGACAUCCUCCGAGCUGGUCUACCACCUCCAGAUCGCACAGCCCUCCUUGCUCAUCGCGCAUGCAGACAACCUCACCACUGCGCUCGACGCAGCAUCCUCUGUCGGCCUCCCGCCCUCCCGCGUGCUUGUCUUUGGCGAGCGUGAUGGCCAGUACCAGUCGAUGAAUGCUCUCAUCAGCCAUGGCGGCUUGCUGCCGCCGAUCGUUGAGUACACGAUGGCCCCAGGGGAGGCGAGGGAGAAGAUCGCCGUGCUGUGCUUCUCGUCCGGGACCACAGGCAAGCCGAAGGCGGUGGCAGUGUCUCAUUACAAUAUCAUCUGCAAUGUAAUGCAGUGCGCGACUCACCUCCGCUUGGGCGACAACUCUAUACCUUGGGACGAGCAGAGGUUCCGGCCAGGGGACAAGUGUGCUGCCGUGCUCCCGUUGUACCACAUCUACGGUAUAGUCUCUAAUCUACAUUUCUGUCUCUACUCUGGGAUGUCCGUCGUCAUCGUCCAGAAAUACAGCCACGAGGGCCUGCUGAGGAGCAUCGAGCGUCUCCGUAUCACACAUCUAUUCCUCGUUCCUCCACAGGUCCUUCUAUUCUGCAAGAGCCCGGCCACAAAGAAGUACGACCUCUCUAGCGUGCGCUUCUGCAUCGUCGCCGCGGCGCCGCUGACUGCGGAGUUGACGGCGCAGUUUCUGGAGGUGUUUCCGGACAUCCAGCUCGGCCAGGGCUACGGUCUGACGGAGACAUGUGCGGCGGUGACGUUGUGGCCCAUAUCUCAGAAGGUCGGCACGCCAGGGAGCGCAGGCCAGCUCAUCUCUGGUACGCAGGCGAAGGUUGUGAAGUCAGAUGGUAGCCUUGCGGGCGUCGGGGAACCUGGCGAGCUGUACGUCAAGGGCGGGCAGGUCGUCCUUGGGUACUAUCGCAAUGAAGAAGCUACGAAGGAGGCGUUCUCCCCGGAUGGAUGGUUCCGGACCGGCGAUGAGGUGGUCUUCAAGGAGAACGGCGAUGUCUUCAUCACGGAUCGCAUUAAGGAGCUGAUCAAGGUGAAGGGGUUCCAGGUCGCGCCGGCGGAGCUGGAGGGCCACCUGCUCGGGCACGCACACGUUGCGGACGUGGGCGUGAUCGGCGUGCCGGACGCGUUCGCGGGGGAGCUCCCGCUUGCAUUCGUCGUGCUGCAGCCCAAGAUCGCGGCAAGGGUGCAGGCGGAUGCGGCCUUCGCCACGGAAGUACAGGCGAGUAUAUUCAAGCACGUCGCGGAUGCGAAGACGCAUUACAAGUGGCUCGCGGGUGGGAUCGUGUUCAUUGAGGCGAUUCCGAAGAACCCGAGCGGGAAGAUUUUGCGGAGGAUGUUGAGGGAGCGGGCGAAGGCGCUGCGUGUGCCUGCGGUUCGUGCACGUCUUUAG
Molecule: messenger RNA, 1725 nt
Organism: Laetiporus sulphureus 93-53
Lineage: Eukaryota; Fungi; Basidiomycota; Agaricomycetes; Polyporales; Laetiporaceae
Product: phenylacetyl-CoA ligase
Exons: 20
Coding region: 1-1725 (574 amino acids)
Biological process (GO): secondary metabolic process
Molecular function (GO): CoA-ligase activity
Source: RefSeq, a predicted model, not a curated record